Messenger RNA from Nezara viridula (southern green stink bug), 267 nucleotides. The record is from the annotation of a GenBank genome assembly. NCBI's taxonomy places the organism in Eukaryota, Metazoa, Arthropoda, Insecta, Hemiptera, Pentatomidae.
AUGUAUGCACACAGCUCUAAAGAAUCCCAGAAAGUUAUUGGAAGAGUGGAAAGAGCAGGAUUCCGCUCUAGCUCACAAGGCCAGGUCAACCCAACAGUGGCUUCAAAAGAACAUUCCAGAGUUCAUCUCUGCCUCGGAUUGGCCCUCAGGAAGGAUCUCAACCCACUAGAUUAUCGGCUUUGGUCAGAACUGGAGAAUAUAGCAUGCCAUGCCACAGAACAUAACCUAAAUUGGAAGCCUCAAGCAAUUUCUGGUCCCAGCAGUUGA